UGCUGCAAAGGGCGGUUGAUGUUCUUUGUAAUUGCGGUGGAUUACUCAUUUUCGGUAAUUGGUGCUCCACCUUACUCUCGGUGUUGCUACUGUUUUUUAAUCUAUGUUCAUAUCGGUGUUGAUGGUACAUGAGAGGUGAUCUUUUGACAAGCAACAGGAAAUAUAUUUCCAAUAGUAUUUUCUUUCAUUUAGGACAUAGUAGCAAAGCAAGAUGCCUAAGCCGGUAAAUGUUCGAGUGACGACGAUGGAUGCGGAGUUGGAGUUUGCCAUCCAACCAAACACCACAGGCAAACAACUCUUUGAUCAGGUUGUAAAAACAAUUGGUCUGCGAGAAAUCUGGUUCUUUGGGCUCCAGUAUUCUGAUAGCAAAAGCUACCAAACCUGGUUAAAACUGAAUAAAAAGGUGAUGUCACAAGAUGUGAGAAAAGAAUCUCCUUUGCAGUUUAAAUUUAGAGCCAAGUUUUACCCUGAAGAUGUGUCAGAGGAGCUAAUACAAGAGGUUACACAGCGUUUGUUCUUCCUUCAAAUCAAAGAGGCGAUUCUGAACGACGAGAUCUACUGUCCACCAGAAACCUCUGUUCUGUUGGCGUCAUACGCAGUUCAGGCCAAAUAUAGCGACUACAAUUUAUCCAAUCAUCCACCAGGAUUCCUUGCAAAUGACAGAUUGCUACCACAGAGAGUAAUAGACCAACAUCAGAUGUCUAAGGACCAAUGGGAGGAGAGGAUAACCAACUGGUACAAGGAACACAAGGGCCAGCUUCGAGAGGAUGCAAUGCUGGAGUACCUGAAGAUAGCUCAGGAUCUAGAGAUGUACGGUGUCAACUACUUUGACAUAAAAAACAAGAGAGGCACAGUUCUGUGGUUGGGUGUCGAUGCUCUUGGUCUCAAUGUGUAUGAACAGAACGACAAGUUGACUCCCAAGAUUGGAUUUCCAUGGAGCGAGAUCAGAAAUAUCUCCUUUAAUGAUAAGAAAUUUGUUAUCAAACCAAUUGACAAAAAGGCUCCAGACUUCAUAUUCUACGCACCUCGACUGCGUAUUAACAAGCGCAUCCUAGCCCUGUGUAUGGGCAACCAUGAACUGUACAUGCGCCGACGAAAACCCGAUACAAUUGAAGUACAACAGAUGAAAGCCCAAGCCCGAGAAGAAAAACAUGCUAAAUUGGCAGAGAGAACCCAGUUGCACCGUGAAAAGCAGGCACGUGAAGAUGCUGAGAGAGGAAAGAAAGAACUGGAAGCCCAGCUACAGAAGUAUGAAAUGGAGGCUAAGAAAGCACAAGAAGCUUUGCUGACCUCAGAGAAGGAGGCCCAGGACUUGGCAGAGCAGCAGAAGAGGAUGCAAGAACAGAAAGCCUUGCUUGAGGAACAAAGCCAGAAAGCAGAAGAAGAGAAGAAACGUAUUGAAGAACAGAUGUUACAAGAGGUUAAAAGCAAGGAUGAGUUAGCUGCCCUAGCUAGAGAAAUGAAAGAGCAGCAGAUGGCAGCACAAGAAGAGAAAGAAAGACUGGCCGCUGAAGCUAUUGCUCUUCAACAACAACUUCAAGAAGCACAAGAACGUGCUGAAAAGCAGCAGCAGGAGUAUCUACAGGUGAUUGCCACUCCUCCGCAAUCUCAUGUACAAGAAUCUGAGAAUGACACCAGCGAUCUGUCCACUGAUACCAAAUUAACUAACGAUCGAUCUGAGGAGGAUCGUAUUACAGAGGCAGAAAAGAAUAAGCGGUUCAAAGAACAGUUGAAACAAUUGGGCUCAGAAUUGGAAAACGCCAAAGACGAAGACAAGGUGACUAACACAGAUAAACUUCAUCAACAAAAUGUUCGUGCAGGGCGUGAUAAAUACAAGACACUUAAACAGAUUAGAGCGGGAAACACUAAGGACAGAAUCGAUGAAUUUGAGAACAUGUAGACUGCAAAAAUUACAAAAAAAAUCUUUCCUUCCAAAAGGGUUCCUCGGUGGUUUAUUGACUCUGUUAACUUGAAGUUCAGAUGGAAGAUAUGGUACAGUAAAAUAGGGAUGGAAGCUGUUUGGAUAGUUUAAAAUUUCAAUGAAACAGAGCAUUCUGGGAUGUUGAAAAAAAAGUAAAAUAUACAAGCAUCUACGCAAGAUCAUGUCCGAAAAAGCUCAAAUAAUUUGUAAACAUACCAUUCUUUGUAAUAUAUAUAAUCAUAAUGGCUGGUUCUGAGUUUCAAGUUUUAUAAUUUUCAUUUAGUUAUUGCUCUAAAAGAUAGGCUGAUUUUUGUUUCUCCUAUUCUGUCUCAUUGAAAUGCUUAAAAUUGUAAUUUUGUACAAACAAUGAUAAGAAGAAAAUUAGUAAUUGCUGUAUGUUAAGGCAGUAUUUGUAAUACAGUAAUAUACAAAUGUGCUUUAAAGGCAUUGGGAUUUUAAAGAAACUUUCAUAAUAUGCAUUUAAAUAUCUGGGUCAUUUUUUUUAUUUUUUUUUAUUUUUUUCCAAUUUACAAUCCCAACAUUUGGAUAAUCAUUCUUUCAUAAAAAAUUCAUUUAUACAAAUGGUUAAAAAAAAUUAUCUGAAGUUGUCAAAUUGUAGCAGGUGUGAGGUAAAAUUUGAUCAAUUUUUUGUCUCAUGAUUAAAAAAUGAUGUUGCCUUCCAACAGCUAACUGAUCAUCUUUCAAAUAUUGAAGAAUAGUUUAAGAAAAAAUAUUUACAUAUUUCUAGGUGGAGCAAAACUGCCCUCUAUAGGUAUAUAUGCACAACUACUUAUCACCUUUAAAUCACACCAAAUCAAACUUUCUGCAAACAUAACCAUUAAUUAUUGUCCUUGUGAAGUAUUUUUAAAGAGUAUCUGCAUUGUAUUUUUGAUGGAAGAUAUUGUAUUUUUUCCCUCUUGUGUAACCAAUUGGACAUGAUAAACCAAUAUAUAUAUAAUAAUUGACAUUCCUUUAUCCUUGUAAAUUGUUGUGCAGUCAAGCGUGUAAUUUAUGCAUUGCAGGGAAAUGUGGUGAAUGUUGAUGUUUUGAAAUUUGAAUGCAGUAAAAUACUGCUAGACUGUCGGUAGGAAUUUAAAUACUUGAAUAAAUCUAAAGAGUAGUUUUAAUUUGUUCAGCCAAGAAUUAAGGCUUUAAUUGUGAAAAAAUAUAUAAAAUAAGUAUAUACAUUUUGUAAUGAUGUAGUUUUGCUUUCGAAAUAAAUUUGAAUAUUUGCUUUUUUCUUAGUUAAUGUAUAGUUAGUCAGUAUAUUGACUGAUUAAAUUUAUUAUUUUUGUUAGUUUUUUUUUUAUUUAGAGGGAUUUGUUUUGUUUACCAAUCUAAUUUUUUACUAUUAUUUUGACUAAUUUGUCAUAAAUGACUAUAGACAGUACCAUGGUGCCUUAAGGCCUAGUUGGUUUAAAAUGCGUGUAUAUGUGUAAGGACCAACGUUUAUAGUUACGGUUCUGUUCUUGUGUGGAUGGUUUAAUCUAGGAUGUGUCCUGUCUGUGUAUUUUUCUGUAAUAUACACAUGGUUUAAAAACAGCCAACUCAUUUUCUAUAAUUUUAUAGGUUUUAGCCAUUAUAUCAUAACAAAAUCAAGAAGUCCAACAUCAAAAAGUAUGCUGUAUACAUAUUUGCAUACAUAGUUACAUACAUCAAUGAAUUACAUACACAACUUCACAUCAUGUAACUACAUAAAAUAUUAGAUAGAUAAUUUUACACACCUACAUUAUACAUACUGUACUUAGGCUAACAUGGAUUGUGUACCAACUUUCAGAGAUGUAGAUUUUUAGGUAAAAUCAACACUUGAAUAUGUUUCAAAUGUGUUUUCUAAUUUCACAUGUUAUUGUAUACAAUACCAUGCAUAUUAACCGUUUUUGUUUGAUCACUCUAGAUUUACAGAUUUCAAGAAUAAUCAUUGAUUUUGCAAUACUGAAUAACAUAGUUGAUUUGAUUAAUACAACCAAACUGGAGAUUCGUUUGUUGUUAUUCACUGAUUGUAGCUAUAUUGAGCAUUUUUGUGUAAUUUAAUGGCUGAGGGAUUCUAUCAAACUGUAAUCUGUUAGGUUUUGAUUGAAAAUGGACAAUAAAAGCGACUGUAUAUUUA
Anneissia japonica is the source of this 4028-nucleotide messenger RNA. Its product is annotated as radixin-like. Bases 212 to 1900 code for a protein of 562 amino acids. The transcript is spliced from 14 exons. Lineage: Eukaryota; Metazoa; Echinodermata; Crinoidea; Comatulida; Comatulidae. Gene Ontology annotation, biological process: positive regulation of early endosome to late endosome transport; positive regulation of protein localization to early endosome; regulation of organelle assembly. The record is from RefSeq and is a predicted model, not a curated record. Gene Ontology annotation, molecular function: actin binding; cell adhesion molecule binding. Gene Ontology annotation, cellular component: microvillus; adherens junction; plasma membrane.